Molecule: messenger RNA, 2049 nt
Organism: Emiliania huxleyi CCMP1516
Lineage: Eukaryota; Haptophyta; Isochrysidales; Noelaerhabdaceae
Exons: 1
Coding region: 1-2049 (682 amino acids)
Biological process (GO): lipid metabolic process; intracellular signal transduction
Molecular function (GO): phosphatidylinositol-4,5-bisphosphate phospholipase C activity
Source: RefSeq, a predicted model, not a curated record
AUGUCAAGGGCGCUGCUUCUAGCACGAGCGGCGGAGCUGCCGUGCUGGCUGCUUCCGAGCAACGGCAGCCUGGGCACACUUCAGGUGUCGCACGUGCUGCUGCACGGGUACACUGCACAGCGCGAGAUUCGGCAGCUCUACGACCGCUACUCAACGGCCGAUGACGGGAUGGACUUUGUGGAUUGGGUCGCCUUCAACGAAGCCGAGCAGGGCGGUGGCGACCCAUCUGCUCUUCGUGAGGCCUUUGUUCGAGCCUGCGCCUCUGACAGCAACCAGCUGUGCUACAUGCGUUUCGCGAUGCUCCUCCUCUCCCUGGAGAACCGAGCGGUGCCUCCCGGCGUUUACACCGCGGACCUAUCGCGGCCGCUCGCGCACUACUGGGUCGCGACGAGCCACAACUCGUACAUCGUCGGAGACCAGCUCACCGGCCGCUCGACGCGAGAGGCGUACCAGCGACAGCUAUUGCAGGGCUGCCGCCAUGUCGAAAUCGACUGCUGGGACCGCCGCCGCCUUCCAUCCUAUGCAAAGGCACCAGUCGUCACGCACGGGCACACCUUUUGUACCACAGACACCUUCGUUGUCGUGGUGUCUGCGAUCGCAGAGAGCGCCUUCGUCACGUCCGAUCUACCCGUGAUCCUAUCCCUCGAGAUGCACUGCGGAAAGAAGGGCCAGCGCCAGAUAGCCGAGAUGCUCGUCGCUGCAUUCGGCGACAGGCUGCUCUCUUACAGCCAGCUGGAGGCCAUGAUUGGGGCCAUGCCGUCAUCGGGGAUCUCGGUCGAGGCGCUCAGAGGCAGGGUGCUGUGCAAGGGCAAGGACAAGGACAUGGUCGAGGAGGUGAAGCGACGAAGGAAGGAGGAACCUGGUGACAUCGUGCAGCGGAGCGGACGCUCAAUUGACAGUCUGGACUCCAACGCUGAUGGCGAUGCGCCGACCAGGGCGGGAGAGAAGAUGGAUCCGCAGUUUUUGCGACACGUUGCUAUCCGCACCGUCCCCGCCAAGGACUUUCUCGGCGACAAAUCGGGCGAGUACGGCUUUGCGCUGCCGAUAUCUUCCAUCGGCGAGGAGCUGCUUGAGGAGGCAGCGGGCGUCGCUGCUCCGAGCACGACGAAUGCCGGUGACUAUGGUGAAAGCGCGCGCCUUUGCGAUAGGGAGUACCGGGCAACUCAAGGCAUUCACGCAAUGCAGCGCAAAACGGCCGCGCAUCUUGUGCGCGCGUUCCCCCUCGGGCCUCGCUUCUCGGGCAUGAACAUGGACCCGCUCCGCUGCUGGCGCACGGGGGCGCAGCACGUGGCUCUCAAUCUAUGCAACACCGUCCCCGACCUGCCUGCACAACUCCACUACGCCCUGUUUGAGGACACGGGCGGCUACGUGCUGAAGCCCGAGGCGAUGGUCAACGGGCAGGGCUGGCCGCCGCGGCGCGAGUCGCUCCGGCGCGUGACGAUCGAUCUGCUAAGCUUGCAUGGGCUGCCUCUGAGAGGCGAAGAGAGGCCUCGAAUAGAGGGCGCGCACGGAGCAUCGCACGCGUAUGCCUCUGAGCUGAGCGGCUGCUGGAGGCCGCCGAGGGCGGUCGAAGCCUCGUCGCCACGUGUGCACGUAUCACUUCACACGAUCGGCGGCUUCUGUUCUGUUGGGACGGAGCUUCCACCCUCCCCUCGCGUCAAGACGGAGCACAUGACCUCCGCCGCUGAGGGCGGGCUAAGUGCCUGCUUCGGAGAAACGGUGCACCUGCUGGCGGCCGAGCCGCACGAGACCAUCCUUCGGGUGGCGGUGCUGGACGGCGAGGCCAGCACCGAGGUGGCGUUCGAGACGGCGGUGCUCGGGCGGCUGCGGCAGGGCUACCGCACGCUGCAGCUGCGCUCGAGGCGGGGCACGCGCAUCGAGAUGUGCCACCUGCUUGUACGCAUCUCGCUCGGCGAGGAGCCACACCGCUGGCAGUCGGCGAGCGAGCUCAGGAAGGGCAAUGCAGAUCUGAGAAGCGAGAAUGAAGAGCUGCGCGGGGAGGUGGGCGAGCUGCGGAAGCGGCUGAGGCCCUGCGCCGCAGCACCGUGA